This is a messenger RNA of Dothidotthia symphoricarpi CBS 119687, 5373 nucleotides long. RefSeq lists its product as uncharacterized. The coding region runs from base 379 to 5373 and encodes 1664 amino acids. The transcript is spliced from 2 exons. The record is from RefSeq and is a predicted model, not a curated record. Lineage: Eukaryota; Fungi; Ascomycota; Dothideomycetes; Pleosporales; Dothidotthiaceae. Gene Ontology annotation, cellular component: Swr1 complex. Gene Ontology annotation, molecular function: ATP-dependent chromatin remodeler activity; ATP hydrolysis activity; histone binding.
GCCACGACGGGUGUUAGCGUGUAGGAUUUCCUUCUCUUGCUGGGAAGUAAAACUGCAGCCUGUGUGGUUCUUCUGUGGACAAGUACGUGCCCGUGCUUAGCGUGUGCCGGUCCAAACAAAUCUUAGGGCUGGGAAGUCGGCUUUGGCUUUGGAACAUCUCGCAACACGACGACAUCGUCGAGACGCUUUUGCAAAAGCCGCUGCAGCCUCACCGCGACACGCCACUCGCAAUCCGACCACACGACGCUGCUCGCCUGCCCCGACUCUAUCCCGCGUCACCGCUUCGGGGCUGAUACAUGUUGGUUCGGCGGCGCGCCCGGUGGUCUCGUUAGUGGUCGAAACGACGCAGCUCCGUCCAGCUGUGAGGCCCUUGUCUGAAUGGCCGUCCAGCCCAGCCCACCACUCGACACCCGCACCGCCCACACCGCCACAUCCGACGACGACGACGCACCGCUGAUAAAGAGGGAGGAGGGCCCGGCGGCAGCAAAUGGAGACGACCAUGGCCCCGGCAUGCAGCGCCCGGCCAAGCGCCGCAAGCUCGACGACUCGACGCCACAUCGCCCUGCACCACGCGCCGUGUCGCCGCCGUGGAGGGCUUUUGCUGCGGAUGGGCCCACGACCGUGUUCGAGAACGGCGUGCGGAAGUCGUCGCGCGUGAACAAGGACGCUGCCCCGCCCACGCCAGAGCCGCCCAAGACAGGCGCGCGCACGCCCAAGGCUACACAGACGAACGGCACGCCGCGGAAUGGCGUCAAGCAGGCGGCGCGGGGGAAGCCAGCACCUGCCCUCCAUAAGAAAGCCGCCGCGCCGCCGCAGAACACACCUGGCGCGCGCAAGUCGGAUCGCCAGCGCAAUGCUCCUGCGUCGACGAGGGCCGCCUCACCGCUGUCGAUGGAAGGCCAGGAUGAGUCAGCGGAUGGGACACGGAAGCGGACAGGGCGCCCGCGCAGAGCCACGCAGUCGUCGAUGGACGGGCCAGGCGACGACGACCUCGUGACGACCCCCGCAACGAACGGUCACGAUCCCUACGCCGGCCUCUACGCGUCGCCCAACGACCCCGACGCUUCCACGCCUGCCCCCCGACUGCGUCUACGUCUACGCAAGCCCGACCCGCCGAACCGCCACCCCCAGCACUCCGCUCCCCCGAAGAAAUACGCGUCCCUCGCAGACUGGCUGGAACACGACGACCCCCUGGAAGGCGAGGAGUCGCAGCGCAUAUCCCAGGAAAAAGCAGAAGAGGAGGCAGAGCGCCGUCUGCAGAUUGUGCGAGCAGCCGAGCACGGCGUCCUCAGCCGCUCUCAAUGCAGUGUCUUUGCGCCCGAGGCGGCCCCCGAGCCCCUCCCGCAGUACGCGCAUUGGGAUCACGUGGUUACGCACGCGCUGCAUUUCAACAAGCUUCUCAGAGAGGAGAAGGCGUUUCACCGCAAGAUGGCCAAGACUGUGGCGAGAGAGGCGUACGAGUACUGGAAGGACAAGUACAAGCGCAAGAGCCAGGAUGAGAUGGAUCAGGAAGAGACGGAGCGCCAGACGGUCCGGUACAAGCAGUUGGUCAAAGACGUCAAGGAUGCGUGGGCGAAUGUCAAGCUGGAAAUCGACAAGGAGCGUGUGGCGAAGUGGGAGGAGGAGCAGCUCCAGCUUGGCCACAAGGCUAUGGAUGACAUGUUCAACCAGGCGCAGGAGAUUCUUGGCCGCGGGGCUGCGGAUACGGCGUCGUCGUUUGUUAGUGAGGAUCGCGACUUUGACGAGGAUGACUUUGAGAGCGCGGCGUCGGAGCUCAAUACUCGGAAUUUGGAUGAUGGUGUGUCGUCGGGCGAGGAUAGCGAGGGGGGGAGUGCGGAUGAUGAGGAUGCGGAUCUGACUGCUGAGCAAUUGCGCGCCAAGUAUGAGCAGCUUCCUGAGUUGUCGGAUAGCGAUGAGGAGGUGGAGGUGGAGGUGGAGGAGGAGCAAGAUGAAGAGGGAGAGCAGGAUUCAGACGAAGAUCAGGUGUUUGAAGACGCCGAGGAGGGCACUCCCCUGGCCACUCCGGAUCCAGACAUCGACAUGGAAGACGAGCUUGACCUACCGGAAAACCCCUUCGCGCGGACAAACAGCACGUCAGUCGCGGACGACGGCGAAGAACGGAAACCAAACUACAUCGACCCUGCCACCGUUGAGCUGGAACAGGUUGACGAGGCGCUCAUGGACUCGGAGGACGAAGACGAAGCGAGAGAAUCUGGUAGUGAGGCUUGGUCGAGCGAUGACGAUUCUGACGUCGAGGAUGAAAGUGAAAGAGAAGCUGGCGAAUCAGAGGAAGACGAGGAUGAGGAAGAUGGGGAGGACGAUCUCGGCAUGAUGGGGUUCCUGGCUCCAAGCGAUAUCAAGAAGCUGAAAGAGGCUGCGAAGACGGUGGUCGAGGAUGAGCAGAUUGAGAGCGCUGAGCCUCAGGCGGAACUUGUCGGUGGGCAUGCGCUGACUCCCGAGGCUGAUGAUGCAGAGAAGCUCAUCACUAACGGCGUUCAUCGUGGCGUUGAUGUGAAGGAACCGCACGUCAACGGCAAUGGUACCUUGCCUCUCCCUGUGCCUUCAUCUGAGGCCACAGACUCUACCCCGAUGGAGGAUGUCGUGGAGGAGGUUGAGAGAACACACAACAUGUCUCGCGAGGAUUCUGCACCACCACGAACAGAAGUGCCGUCCCUGCUACGGGGAACGCUCCGUGAGUACCAGCACGACGGCCUCGACUGGCUUGCCAACCUGUACGACUCCGACACCAACGGUAUCCUGGCCGACGAGAUGGGGCUUGGCAAGACUAUCCAGACCAUCUCCCUCCUCGCACACGUUGCUGUCGAUCGACAGAUCUGGGGGCCGCAUCUCGUCGUCGUUCCCACCAGCGUCAUGCUCAACUGGGAAAUGGAGUUCAAGAAGUUUCUGCCCGGCUUCAAGAUCCUCACGUACUACGGCGACAUCAAUGAGCGGAAGAGGAAGCGCAUGGGCUGGCGUAAUACGGGCAAAGACAUGUAUAAUGUGGUCAUCACGUCGUAUCAGCUCAUCCUCCAGGACGCGGCGGCGUUCAAAAUGCGGCCUUGGCAUUAUCUGGUUCUGGACGAAGCCCACAAUAUCAAAAACUUCAAGUCGCAGCGAUGGCAGACGAUGCUUAAUCUUCGCACGGAACGGCGGCUUCUGCUCACUGGCACACCACUGCAGAACAACAUCGAUGAGCUCUGGUCGCUGCUUUACUUCCUGAUGCCCGCUGGUUUUGCCGGCGAAGGGCGUAUCGCGGGACUGGAGGAGUUCACCAUGGCCCUGAAGAACCCGACAUCGCAGAUUCUAGACCAAGGCCGGCAACAGCUCGACGCCGAGGCACAGAAGAUCGUCAAGAAGCUGCACGAAGUUUUGCGGCCGUACUUGCUGCGAAGAUUGAAAUCGGAGGUCGAGAAACAGAUGCCAGGGAAGUACGAACAUGUCGUCUACUGCAAGCUAUCCAAGCGGCAACGGCAGCUGUACGAUGGGUUCAUGGGCCGCGCGACGACCAAAGAGAUCCUGUCUUCGGGGAAUUAUAUGUCCAUCAUCAACUGUCUGAUGUCGUUGCGCAAGGUCUGCAAUCAUCCUGAUCUGUUCGAGACCCGCGCUAUUGUUACGUCAAUGGCUAUGCCGAAGUCUGUCCCCGCGCAGUUCGAGAUCAAGAACCUCCUCAUUCGGAAGCGACUGCAGGAGGGCUUGCAUGAGACGCAGGUGAAUCUGGAUGCGUUGAAUUUGGUGUUUGCUCGACGCGAACAGACUCAGCUGCGGAGUGCGCGACGCUCGCAUCAAAUUCGCGCAACUCGGCCGCUGGAGGAUCUGAUUGAACGCCAGACACGCCGUCUCAAUAAAUCCUCAGAUAAGGUGUCUUCGGAUGCGGGGUCAUCGCCCCUGCAAUCUGCCAUGUCGGCGAUGGCUAGGAGGGAGCAAGUGGCUGUGAGAGAUCAUCUGCAGAGAUGUCUUGACCUCACUCGUGCUCGUACCCAGUUCAUGCCUAUCUAUGGGAAGGACAUCAUCGACCGCGUCACUGUUGACUGGCAUGACCAUACUUUUGGCGCUCGAAAGGAGGGAGAGAGGGUAAGACCACCAGUCGCUCCUCGAUGGCAACCACCACCUCAACAGCCUCAGCAAUACCCCGGGCCGCCUUUCUACCGCAACCCACAACCCGCGCCGCCCUUCCACUCGGCCCAACCCUUCGGACAAACACCAAUGCAGCCGAGGGCGGAAGCAAAGGAAGAAAGCGAAUGCACGAUGAUCAAAACCCACCACGGCCUCCUCGGCUUCCGCUCUCCCCACUCCACCGCCGCAGCCCUAGAGUGGAACAACCAGCAAAUCACCCACUUCCACGACAUGGUCCCAACGCUCGAACAGCGCGCCGAAGCCUUCGAACCCCUCAUCACACGCUUCACCUGCGUCACCCCCGCCGUCGCCGCCGAAGAGCUCGCCCCCCUAACCCUCUCCAAACGCGUUGUAGACCUAAUCCGCGCCUCCCCCCUCUCCCACACCAAAGACCCCUUCCACGAGCCCCGCAUGCGCCAAUCCAUCGCCUUCCCCGACAAACGCCUCCUCCAAUACGACUGCGGCAAACUCCAGCGCCUAGCCACACUCCUCCGCGCCCUCCAAGCCGGCGGCCACCGCGCCCUCAUCUUCACCCAAAUGACUAAAGUCCUCGACAUCCUGGAGCAAUUCUUAAAUAUCCACGGACACCGAUACCUGCGCCUCGACGGGUCUACGAAGAUCGAGCAGCGCCAGAUUCUGACGGAUCGGUUUAAUAACGAUCCCCGCAUCUUGGCUUUCAUCCUCUCGUCGCGGUCUGGCGGGUUGGGUAUCAAUCUCACCGGCGCCGAUGCGGUCAUUUUUUAUGAUCUCGAUUGGAACCCCGCUAUGGAUAAACAGUGCCAGGACCGCGCGCACCGCAUCGGUCAGACGCGCGAUGUGCAUAUUUAUAAAUUCGUCAGCGAGUAUACUAUCGAAGCCAACAUUCUACGUAAAAGCAAUCAGAAGCGUCUGCUGGAUGACGUUAUUAUCCAAAGGGGGGGGUUCACGACGGAUGGUUUCCACCGCGCGGCGGCGGAUUCGGCGGGAAGGAUCGAUGCGCUGGAUGAGGCGGGGCGCGCUAUGGAGCGUGUUUUGGGUGAGAAGGUGGGGUUGCUGGGUGAUGCGGGGGUUAUGAGGGCUGUGGAGGAGGAGGAGGAUCUUUUGGCGGCGAGGGUGGCGCAGAGGGAGAUUGUGGAUGAGAGGGAGUGUGAUGUUGGGGAUUUUGAGGGGGAUGCUGGGAGUAAUGAUAAGCUGGAUGGUGAGGGGGAUGAGGGGGAGGUGGUGGAUGAGGUGGAAAUGGAAAGGGAGAAACUGCAUGUUGAUAUUGGAUAUUACAUGUAG